Echinops telfairi (small Madagascar hedgehog) is the source of this 2177-nucleotide messenger RNA. It is a transcript of the gene CCDC102A, whose product is annotated as coiled-coil domain containing 102A. The transcript has 8 exons. Bases 125 to 1789 code for a protein of 554 amino acids. Gene Ontology annotation, cellular component: myosin complex. The record is from RefSeq and is a predicted model, not a curated record. Lineage: Eukaryota; Metazoa; Chordata; Mammalia; Afrosoricida; Tenrecidae.
AGCAGUGGGUCGCAGUGUCCAUCAUGUGCAGUGGCAUGCCAUCCCCGACACGCCCCUGGCACCUCCCCUGAGAUCUGCCGCCAGUCCAAACCCCAGCUUCACGACCCGUGCACUCAGAGGCACCAUGAGCCACGGCCCGAGCCCCCGGCUGGCUGAGUCCCCUCAGCUGUCCAAGGGCAGCCUCCUGACCAUCCUGGGCAGCCCAUCGCCCGAGCGCAUGGGGCCGGCCGAUUCGCUGCCGCCCACGCCGCCCAGUGGCACGCCAUCGCCCGGCCCGCCGCCCACACUGCUCCUGCCCACGGCACCCGCGGCGCUGCUGGCCGACGGGGACUGGGAAAGCCGCGAGGAGCUGCGGCUGCGGGAACUGGAGGAGGCACGGGCGCGGGCGGCGCAGAUGGAGAAGACCAUGCGCUGGUGGUCGGACUGCACAGCCAACUGGCGCGAGAAGUGGAGCAAGGUGCGCGCCGAGCGCAACCGCGCGCGCGAGGAGGUGCGCCAGCUGCGCCAGCGCCUGGACGCCCUCACCAAGGAGCUGGCCGGCGCGCGGCGUGAGCGCCAAGAGGCCCAGGGCGAGUGCGAGGCCCGGGGCCGGGAGCUGGCGCGGCUGCGGGGCACCCAGGGAGCCACUGACCGGACGCCGCCUGAAGGUCCCGAACUGGAGCCGGAGCCAGAGCCGGUGCGAGAUAUCGGGUCGGAGAGGACCCAGGGCAGCCAGCUGGAGCUGGAGCUGGUGGAGAGCCUGCUGAAGAGCCGACCGGAGGAGCCCGAGGGCUGCUGGGAGGCCCGCAGCGUGAGGGCCGGGGGCUUCCGGGGGGGCAGCUCCGGCCGCCAGGAGCGCAGCUGGCUGCCCUGGGAGGAUGCAGCUGCCACCGAGGAGGACAGCUCUAAGUUAACCGCCCUGCGGCUGCGUCUGGACGAGUCCCAGAAGGUGCUGCUCAAGGAGCGAGAGGAUAAACUGGCACUGAGCAGGAACAUAGAGAAGCUGGAGGGGGAGCUCAGCCAGUGGAAGAUCAAGUACGAGGAGCUGAGCAAGACCAAGCAGGAGAUGCUCAAGCAGCUCAGCCUCCUGAAGGAGACGCACCAGGAUGAGCUGGGCCGGAUAUCUGAAGACCUGGAGGAUGAGCUGGGAGCACGGACCAGCAUGGACAGGAAGAUGGCUGAGCUGAGGGGUGAGAUGGAGCGGCUGCAGGCAGAGAACGCAGCUGAGUGGGGCCGCCGGGAGAGGCUGGAGACGGAGAAGCUGGGCCUGGAGCGGGAGAACAAGAAGUUGCGCGCGCAGGUGGGGGAUCUGGAGGAGGCCCUGGCCCGGCGGCGGCGGCAGACCACCAGUGCGCUGGACUGUGACCUGAGGGCCAGCCAGGCCGCGCUCUUCGAGAAGAACAAGGAGCUGGCAGACCUGAAACACGUGCACAGCAAGCUGAAGAAGCAGUUCCAGGAGAAGGUGGCAGAGCUGGCCCACGCCAACCGGCGGGUGGAGCAGCAUGAGACAGAGGUGAAGAAGCUACGGCUGAGGGUGGAAGAGCUCAAGAAGGAGUUGGCCCAGGCGGAAGAUGAGCUGGACGAGGCCCACAACCAGGCCCGUAAGCUGCAGCGAUCGCUGGACGAGCAGACAGAGCACAGCGAGAACUUGCAGGUGCAGCUGGAGCACCUGCAGUCCAGGCUCCGAAGGCAGCAACAGAAUGCCCCUCUCUUCGGGAAGAUCCGCAGUGCUCGCUUUGGCUCGGAGGAGGCCGGGGACGGAGCUAGCGACCUGGACGAGGACGAACACCUGCAGAUCCAGGUGGCCUAGAGCGGCUCCGGUGGGCCCCAGACACCCAGGCUGACCAGCUCUUGCACUGAGGCAGCUGCCUGCACUGGCUCUGGGCUGGGUCCUACUCCUACCACCCACAACUUCCUUCUCCCAGGUGGGCCUGCAUGGGUCUACCCACCGGACCCCUUGGAAAGGAAGCCACAGCCUACGCUAUAUACAUAUAUAUUAUAUAUAUAUGCCUGAAGGGCCUGGGACCCCUUUGGUUUUAUAAACACCAGACCACUCCAAGGCUCAGCGCAGAUGUCCCACCCACGCAGGGCAGGGCUUUCUGCAGCAGGGGUGGUGGUGGUGGUGCUGGGGGCCUGUCUGUAUUACCAAGUGACGGACCCAGUGUUUUGUAAUAAAUGGAAUUCACGUGACUGAGAAA